Messenger RNA from Kwoniella mangroviensis CBS 8507, 600 nucleotides. RefSeq lists its product as uncharacterized. The coding region runs from base 1 to 600 and encodes 199 amino acids. The transcript is spliced from 2 exons. NCBI's taxonomy places the organism in Eukaryota, Fungi, Basidiomycota, Tremellomycetes, Tremellales, Cryptococcaceae. The record is from RefSeq and is a predicted model, not a curated record.
AUGUCAGAUGGGCAAACUCCGGAAUGUGAUAGCAUAUACAAUGACCCCAGCGCUUCGACUACCUUGGUCAGUAGCGAUGAAGUACACUUCAGAGUCGAUCCAUACCCAUUGAAAAAGGGAAGUACGGUAUUACGAGAUAUGUUGUCCGACCCCGACUUGACCCCCUCCCCAAUUCCCCUUGACCUCCCUUCCGAUGAGCUUCGAACACUGCUUAGCUUCCUUGACUUGGGCAAACCCAACGAUCCAACUUCGAUCGCGGGCUGGAAAAGGCUCUUGGAAACGGGGGAUAAAUUCGAUUGUCAAGGACUGAAAAUGCGAAUUCAGGAGCACGCACAGCUCAGAGCAUUCGAUAAACCUUGGGAAACCUUUUCUCUGGCGAGUCAUCUGAACGAUACGGAAUUAGCGAAACAUUCCCUCAAAUUGAUGGCCGAAGAUGUGGACGCAAGUGUGAUCCGCCUUGAAUAUAUGCCCCCAAGUCUUGCUCAACAAGCCAGUAUGCCUUAUCUUCUGGGAUUGUUCAAAGCUCUCAUGCUUGCAGAUGCACUACGCGACGGGACAUGUACAACGGUACAAGACGAACGAUCAGAUCAGUUGGAAUGA